GAAAACAACCGUGAACCGGCAAUCAAACCGGUCUCGAAAAACUGCCUACAGUUUGAAAAAAAACCAUGGCAUACAAUCAGUAGAGAGAGAAAACUUUUAAAAUUCCCGAAUUACCCCUUCCCGAAAUCGCCACUCCAAUCUAUUAUUUCUUGCUGUCCAAAAUCGCUCAGUCUCUCUCUUCUUCUUUUUCGUCGCUUGGCUGCAGCAAUGGGGUCUAAGGAGUGGCAAGGGAAGGAAAAUUCGACGGACAGGAAAGGGCAAAAACGGAAAUUAGACCAACAACAAGAGGAGAGAGAAUCCACCGCCAUUGUUUCCGGCGAUGCUCUCCGCCGUGAGGUGGCUGCUCAGGUCGAUAUUCUCGCCGCCAAUUUCUCGUGGACUGAGUCCGAUAGAGCGUCUGCUAAGCGUGCUACUCAUCUACUUGCGGAAUUGGCGAAAAAUGAGGAUGUAGUGAGUAUAAUCGUGGAAGGUGGAGCGGUUCCUAUAUUGGUGAAGCAUCUUCAGGCGCCGCCGUCGCCGGUGGAGGACGAUGGCGUAAAGCCAUAUGAGCAUGAGGUUGAGAAAGCUAGUGCUUUUGCUCUUGGACUUCUUGCAGUAAAGCCAGAGCAUCAACAACUCAUUGUUGAUGCAGGUGCCUUACCUCUCUUCGUAGAUCUUUUAAAAAGGCACAAGUGUGGCUUGAAUUCUCGGGCUGUCAAUGGUGUCAUUAGGAGAGCUGCUGAUGCAGUAACUAACCUUGCUCACGAGAAUAGCAGCAUCAAAACGCGUGUCAGGACGGAAGGUGGUAUUCCACCUCUUGUUGAACUACUUGAAUUUAAUGAUGCAAAGGUACAGAGGGCAGUGGCCGGGGCACUGCGCACUCUCGCUUUUAAAAAUGAUGAAAAUAAGAAGCAGAUUGUUGAAUGCAAUGCUCUUCCUUCUUUGAUUCUGAUGCUUAGAUCUGAGGAUUCUGCUAUACAUUAUGAAGCGGUUGGUGUGCUUGGAAAUUUGGUUCAUUCGUCGCCCAACAUAAAAAAAGAUGUCCUGCUUGCUGGAGCUUUACAACCUGUUAUUCGGUUACUCAGUUCAUGCUGCUCUGAGAGCCAGAGGGAGGCAGCUUUAUUACUUGGACAAUUUGCUGCAACCGAUUCAGAUUGCAAGGUUCAUAUUGUUCAGAGAGGUGCUGUUCCGCCUUUGAUUGAAAUGCUCCAGUCCCCAGAUUUACAGCUGAGGGAAAUGUCAGCUUUUGCUUUGGGGAGGCUAGCACAGGAGUCACAUAAUCAAGCCGGGAUUUCUCAUAGUGGUGGUUUGGUGCCACUAUUAAAGCUUCUUGAUGCAAAAAAUGGGUCUCUUCAACAUAAUGCUGCUUUUGCUCUCUAUGGUCUUGCAGAUAAUGAGGAUAAUGUUGCUGAUUUUGUAAAAGUGGGUGGUCUUCAGAAGUUGCAGGAAGGAGAGUUUAUUGUUCAGGCAACCAAAGACUGUGUAGCGAAGACCCUUAAACGAUUAGAAGAGAAGAUUCAUGGCCGGGUUUUGACCCACUUGAUGUACCUCAUGCGUGUUGGGGAAAAAUUAGUUCAAAGACAAGUCGCUUUGGCUCUUGCUCAUCUAUGUUCUCCGGAGGACCAGAGAUCAAUUUUCAUUGAUAGCAAUGGACUGGAAUUACUUCUUGGGCUUCUCAAAUCCACUAGUACUAAGCAACAACAUGAUGGUGCUGUGGCCCUCUGUAAAUUGGCCAGCAAAGCUAUGACCCUUUCCCCUGUUGAUGCAGCUCCUCCUUCUCCCAUAUCACAGGUUUACUUAGGCGAACAGUAUGUAAAUAGUGCAACACUGUCUGAUGUUACUUUUCUUGUUCAAGGUAAACGGUUCUUUGCUCAUCGAAUCUGCCUUCUUGCAUCAUCUGAUGCCUUCCGUGCAAUGUUUGAUGGUGGUUAUCGGGAAAAGGAUGCCAGAGAUAUAGAGAUUCCUAACAUCAGAUGGGAGAUUUUUGAAUUGAUGAUGAGAUUUAUAUAUACUGGAUCAGUAGACAUAAAACCAGACAUAGCACAAGAUCUCCUUAGGGCUGCAGAUCAGUAUCUUUUAGAGGGGCUAAAACGCCUUUGUGAAUAUACCAUAGCCCAGGACAUAUCCCUGGAGAAUGUGUCAAGCAUGUAUGAGCUUUCUGAGGCAUUUCAUGCUGUGUCAUUGAGGCAGGCUAGCAUCCUUUUCAUCUUAGAGCAGCAUGAUAAAUUGAGUGCUAGACCAGGGCAUUCAUCUCUUAUGCAGCAUAUUUUGCCAGAAAUUAGAAAUUACUUUCUCAGAAUACUCACCAAACCGAAUGCUCUGAAUUAGUGACUUAAAAGCUUCCAGUUUUUCAUCUUCGAUCUUAGAAAUGGUCUGGUUGAAGCAUCAAAUCGCCUACAAGCAAGAUUGUUGUGUUUCUACUACGUGAUCCAAAAGGUGUCUCUUUCGGCUGACAUUUCGAAUCUCCUGCAAUAUCUACCGUUUGCUAUUUGAUGAGUCUAAGCCACCUUGCUUUUUUCUAAUCACGUUGUGUCCUCGUGAGAGCAUAUACUGGCUGUUUUUAUGGCAUGUCCUAUACUAAUUUUCUAACAAGCAGUAAAAUAUUAGAGCUUGACAUCUCUUGAAGCAGUUAUGUACCAAGCAUAUGUGGUGUCUGAUCUGGUUUCUUCAGGAACAGUUUUAGGAUAUAGUUGUUUCUUGUGCAUGCAAACACAUCAGGCUCAUACCGAUCUCGCUGGGAAAGCGUCUAAACAUCCGACCUUCAGAACUACCAGGGUGACUUCUCACUUUUGACAUUGGCAGAUGUUGAGUUCAAAUGAUACAAAUUUUAGGAUGAUGCCGUUAGAGUUAGUAAGUUGACCAAUUAUAUAAUUAAAUGAAAAUUGUGCUUGAUUUACGAGAAUCUGGAAAAGUUGUAGUUUGCUCCUUAAGCAUAGAAUCUUAUUCCUGUAUAUUUUUUUGCUCUUACUAAAUGUAAUUACGUUUUCAUGAUUCUAUAAGCUGGUGAUUUAGGUGUCAUGUGUAA
Messenger RNA from Spinacia oleracea (spinach), 3004 nucleotides. Its product is annotated as ARM REPEAT PROTEIN INTERACTING WITH ABF2. Bases 208 to 2307 code for a protein of 699 amino acids. Lineage: Eukaryota; Viridiplantae; Streptophyta; Magnoliopsida; Caryophyllales; Amaranthaceae. Gene Ontology annotation, molecular function: protein binding. The record is from RefSeq and is a predicted model, not a curated record. The transcript has 19 exons.